CAUUAAAAAAUAAUUAAUGUUGAUAAUAUGAACGUGAUUUGUUUAUAUGCAAAUUCUAGAAAUGGAAACACGUGAUUUGGAUCCCCGGCAAUAAUAAUUCCUUAGGAUCAAAGUUAAAUAGCUAAUUAAAAUUAGAAAUUAUGUUAAAUAAUUGUUUUAUUUAUAAAUAAAUAGUUACCUUUUAAUAUUUGUAUGUAUAAAUAUAUACUAUAUUACGUAUUAAUUUUUUUAUAAGAAAAAGUGUAAUAAUAUUUUAUUUAUGAGCUAUUUAUAUCAUUAGUUAUUUAAAACUGCUAACAAAUAAAUUAGAAAAAUAAGAAUUAUGUGUACUAACAUACCAGAUCAUCUAUUACUUGUUAUGAUUCGCACAUUAAUGGUAGACACUGACAAAGAUUUAAAAAAAGAAGUUUUAAAUCAUUUACUAAGGCAGACUAAUAUUGAAAGUCAAAUUAUUUUGGAUAAUAUGAAUGAAUUACUUGGAGGACUAUUUCAUACUUUGGAAUCCGAUAACUCUAACAGAGAAAUCGCUAGUAUGUGUUUAAUAAAUAUUGCAGCCAAAGAUAAAGGUCAUACAUACAUAUUUUCAUAUUUGCAGAAAAAUCAUGCUAAAAAUAAUUCUGAAAGUUUGGUUAUAAUUUCCAAAAUGAUAGAAUACAUAAACAAAGAAGCCUCCCAAGUUGCCAAUGCAAUUUUAAUGUUGCUUUGUAAUCUAACACGAGAAAAAAAUUAUGCAUAUAUUAUAUUUCAAAGUUUUGAUGAACCUUUUAAAACAUUGGAGUUAUUAAUGAAGCUGUUUAUAAUGAGAGAUUUGAAAGAAGAAAAAAAUUAUGAUUAUAUAUCAUAUCUAUUAUCUAAUUUAUGCCAACUUCAUGAUGUUAGAAUAUGGUUAAUGGAUAGUGGAAGUUUUCCAAAAUUAUUGUCAUUUUUAAAUCAUAAUAGCUCAAUUCGCCGAGCCGGUGUUAUAAUGACCAUAAAAAAUUGUUGUUUUGAAUUAGAUAGACACUUAUGGUUGUUAAGUGAAGACUUAGAUCUACUAUCGCGUCUUCUUCUACCAUUAGCUGGACCUGAACAGUUUGAUGACGAAGAUAAUGAAAAUCUACCUUUAGAUUUACAGUACUUACCUGAAGAUAAAGAACGGGAAUCUGAUCCUAAUUUAAGAUUAGCAAUACUCCAAGCUUUGACUCAGUUGUGUGCUAAAAAAGAUAGUAGAGAGAUAAUUAGAAAUCAAGGUACAUAUCUUAUUCUGCGAGAAUUACAUAAGUGGGAACCUAACAUGGAUUUGAAAUUAGCUUGUGAAAAUAUUGUUGACAUUUUAAUCAAGACUGAAGAUGAAAUAGGUACUGAUAAUUUCCAUGAAUUAAAUGUACCCGAAGAAUUAAUACCUAAGUUUAAACAAAUGGACGAAGCAUAUUUAAGUUGAAAUUAAUUGUUUAUUUUAAUGAAAAUUCAUUUUGUUGAAACAUUUAAAAUUUUGUUUUUAAUAAUAAAAUAAAAAUUUUAACAUUGUAAAUUUAUAAAUUAAUUAUAUUAAUUAUUAA
This is a messenger RNA of Daktulosphaira vitifoliae (grape phylloxera), 1538 nucleotides long. Its product is annotated as protein HGH1 homolog. The coding region runs from base 323 to 1420 and encodes 365 amino acids. The transcript has 7 exons. NCBI's taxonomy places the organism in Eukaryota, Metazoa, Arthropoda, Insecta, Hemiptera, Phylloxeridae. The record is from RefSeq and is a predicted model, not a curated record.